Molecule: messenger RNA, 882 nt
Organism: Pseudocercospora fijiensis CIRAD86
Lineage: Eukaryota; Fungi; Ascomycota; Dothideomycetes; Mycosphaerellales; Mycosphaerellaceae
Exons: 1
Coding region: 1-882 (293 amino acids)
Molecular function (GO): hydrolase activity
Source: RefSeq, a predicted model, not a curated record
AUGGACGAACCUGAUCCAGCUGUCAAAGAAACUCUGAAAAACUUCUCGGCUCGGGAUGGGUAUGAGCUGUCUCUUCGAAUUUUCACUUCAGCCAACUCUCCCCGUGGUGGGCCUCUAAUAGUUCUCUAUCAUGGUGGAGGCUGGUGUAUGGGCUCAACAACAAUGGUCGCAGACAUUGCACGAAAUCUCGUCAAGAAAUUGAAAGCGGUAGUCAUCGCACCAAAGUACCGUUUGGCGCCUGAAUAUCCUUGGCCGAAGAGUUUGGAGGAUGGAUGGGAUGCUUUUCAAUUUGUGAGGGAGAAUCAUGCUGAGUUUAUGGGAGGAGCUGGAAAGCCGUUUUUGAUUGGAGGGAUUUCGGCUGGUGCAAGUAUGAGUCUGGUUUAUGCUCACUUGGCGAGAGAUCAAGGCUUGGAGCCCAAGAUUACUGGCAUUUGGAGUGCGUGUGGGUCGGUGAGGGCGAAGGAUUUAGGGGAUCUGGAAGAUAGAUAUAGAGAGAGGUUGCUGAGUCGGAGUCAGGAGGAUUGUGUAAAGAAUCCGGUGUUGAGUCCGGAGAUGCAGAAAUUGUUGCGGGAGUGCGUCAAGGCGGACGAGAAUAGUCAGUGGUACAAUUGUUUGGUGUGGAGAGAUGGUUCUGAUGGGAGAAGUGGGUACGGUCAUCACGGCCUUCCAAGGAUGUAUCAACAGCUCUGUGGAAGGGAUGUCAGUCGAGAUGAAGGCCUGAUCCUGGAUGAUAUGCUCAAGAAGGAAGGAACGGAGACAAGGCUCGAUCUGUACAAAGGUCUGCCCCAUUGCUUUUGGAUCGCGUUACCGCAUGUCCCUGAGUUCAAGAAGUGGGAGAAGAACACCAUUGAUGGGUUUGGUUGGCUUUUGGAAGCUUCUUGA